Molecule: messenger RNA, 2680 nt
Organism: Carlito syrichta (Philippine tarsier)
Lineage: Eukaryota; Metazoa; Chordata; Mammalia; Primates; Tarsiidae
Product: collagen alpha-1(XI) chain-like
Exons: 10
Cellular component (GO): collagen type XI trimer
Molecular function (GO): extracellular matrix structural constituent
Source: RefSeq, a predicted model, not a curated record
GGACCUCCUGGCUUACCUGGUCUCAAAGGUGACCCUGGCUCCAAGGGUGAAAAGGGACAUCCUGGUUUAAUUGGCCUGAUUGGUCCUCCAGGAGAACAAGGGGAAAAGGGAGACAGAGGACUUCCUGGAACUCAAGGAUCCCCAGGAGUAAAGGGUGAUGGGGGUAUUCCAGGUCCUGCUGGUCCCAUAGGUCCACCUGGUCCUCCAGGCUUACCGGGUCCUCAAGGUCCAAAGGGUAACAAAGGCUCUAGUGGGCCUGCUGGCCAGAAAGGUGACAGUGGUCUUCCAGGACCUCCUGGGCCUCCGGGUCCACCUGGUGAAGUCAUUCAGCCCUUACCAAUCUUGUCACCCAAAAAAACAAGAAGACACACAGAAAGCUUGCAAGCAGAUGCAGAUGAUAAUAUUCUUGAUUACUCGGAUGGAAUGGAAGAAAUAUUUGGUUCCCUCAAUUCCCUGAAACAAGACAUUGAGCAUAUGAAAUUUCCAAUGGGCACUCAGACCAAUCCAGCCCGAACCUGCAAAGACCUGCAACUCAGCCAUCCUGACUUCCCCGAUGGUGAAUAUUGGAUUGAUCCUAACCAAGGCUGUUCAGGCGAUUCUUUCAAAGUUUACUGUAAUUUCACAUCUGGUGGUGAGACGUGCAUUUAUCCAGACAAAAAAUCUGAGGGAGUAAGAAUUUCAUCAUGGCCAAAGGAGAAACCAGGAAGUUGGUUUAGUGAAUUUAAGAGAGGAAAACUGCUUUCAUAUUUAGAUGUUGAAGGAAAUUCUAUUAAUAUGGUGCAAAUGACAUUCCUGAAACUUCUAACCGCCUCUGCUCGGCAAAAUUUUACCUAUAACUGUCAUCAGUCAGCAGCCUGGUAUGAUGUGUCAUCAGGAAGUUAUGACAAGGCAGUUCGGUUUCUGGGAUCAAAUGAUGAGGAGAUAUCCUAUGACAAUAAUCCUUUCAUUAAAGCACUGUAUGAUGGCUGUGCGUCCAGAAAAGGCUAUGAAAAGACUGUGAUUGAAAUAAAUACACCAAAAAUUGAUCAAGUACCUAUUGUUGAUGUCAUGAUCAAUGACUUUGGUGAUCAGAAUCAGAAGUUUGGAUUUGAAGUUGGUCCUGUUUGCUUUCUUGGCUAAGAUUAGGACAGACAUCAUAUGAAAAAAAACCGAAAAUAUACCUUGGUGCCACCAACCCAUUUUGUGCCACAUGCAAGUUUUGAAUAAGGAUGGUAUAGAAAACAACAUGCUACAUACUGGUACCAUUUAGGAAAUACUGAUGCCUUUAUGGGGGAAAAAAAUCACAUGACAAAAACUUUGAAAAUCAUAAAGAUAUAAGAUAGUGUGGCUGAGAUGGAAACAGGGCUGAUUCUGGAUUCCGAAUUCUCAUCUCUCCUUUUCCUAUUUGAAUUUCUUUGGUGCUGUAGAAAACAAAAAGAGAAAAAUAUAUAUUCAUAAAAGAUAUGGUGCUCAUUCUCAUCCAUCAAGGAUGUGCUAAAACAGUGUGUUUAAUAAAUUGUAAUUAUUUUAUGUACAGUUCUAUACCGUUAUCUAUGUGUCCCUUUCCAAAACUUGCACGUGUCCCUGAAUUCCACCUAACUAAUUUUAUGACAAUUGCAGAAUUAUGAUGGCAAUAAAUAUAUGUAUAAUGAAAAAAAAUAAAGUUGUAAUUUCUGACGACUCUAACUCCCUUUCUUUGGUGAAUAAUAAAAUGCCUUUGUAUAUAUUGAUGUCAAAGAGUUCCAUUAUUUGAUGUCGCCAAUAAAUUUCUCAGAGGGCAAAACCCUGGAAGACUUUUGGAAGCACACUCCGAUCAACUCUUCUCUGCUGACAAUUAUUUCCGCUGAAUUUCAGCCAGAAAGAUCAUGCAUUUUGAUGCUUUAUUCAAUGCUAUACCUCAAACUAUUUUUUCUCAGAGUCCAGGAUUUCACAGGAUACUUGUAUAUAUGGAAAACAAACAAGUUUAUAUUUUUGAACAGGGAAAUAUGUAUGAGAAAUUAAUUUAACAAAUCAGUGCUUCCAUCAAGCAAACGAUCAUAUGUACAAUUUUUUUCUACUUUAUCUCAUCUCAUUGUUUUCAGUGUGCUUCAGUAAUGCAGAUUAAUAUUAAAGAUGGAAAUUUAACAAUUAUUUAUGAAUUUGUGCAAUGUCAGAUUUUCUAAGCAAUCGACUUCUUGAAUUUGAUUCUAAGUUGCAUAUUAUAAUAGUCUCAGAUAUUUUAUCUGCCCAACAAAUAUUAUUUUUUUCCUUUUGAAUGAUUUUAUAAGUCAUUUGACCUACCUAAUUUCUGAAUAAUAUAUGGUUGAACUGUUAAUGACAGUGUUUGUUUUAAAAGUCAUACUUAUUCAAGGCAAUCAAAACAUUUUUUUUCCACUAAGGUAUUUUCUUUCAGGUAGCUUGAAAUAGCAAUAAAAUAUAAAAAUUACAAACUGAACUUUGUAUCUAUUUUAAGUAAUAUAUGUAAGACUUGAAAAUAAAUGUGUUAUUUCUUAUAUAAAAUGUUAAAUUAAUUGAUACCAGACUCCACUGGAACAUUUUCAACUGAUAAUUUAUCACAAAAGAGCAUACCUGUAAUAUUGAAAUUAAAACAUGAACAUAUGUCAUUCAGAAUUUCUUUUAUUUUUGAAAUCAAGUUUGUAAAUGUCCUUUUAAUAAGGGAGAUAUGAAUCCUAUAAAUAAACUCAAGUCUUGUCUACCUGGA